Closterium sp. NIES-65 is the source of this 1956-nucleotide messenger RNA. NCBI's taxonomy places the organism in Eukaryota, Viridiplantae, Streptophyta, Zygnematophyceae, Desmidiales, Closteriaceae. The record is from the annotation of a GenBank genome assembly.
AUGCCAGCGGCAGCGACGAGCCGUCCUGGCGAGGCAUGGCGGCGGACGGGGCGGGCGGAGGAGCUGGUGGCGGGGCUGGCGGCGGGCGACGCGAAGGUGCGGCUGCGGGCGGUGCGCGACGUGAAGAACGCCGCCAUCGGCAGCCGCACGCGCAAGCUCGCCUUCAUCCGCCUGCGAGCCGUGCCCAGGUGCACCACCUCUCUUCCCCACGCGCCUCCCUCCUCUUGCGCCUCCCUCCUUCUCGCGCAACUUUUCUCUGCGCACCCCCCUCCUCCGCGCGCCGCGCCGCCCUCUUUCCCGCGCCUCCUUCCCGGCUCCCUCCCUUCCCCAAAACCACGGCUGCGCGCUGCACGCGGCCCUUUCUCCGUACCACCGCCCCACCCCGCGCCCUACUUUUUCUGCGCCCUGCUGCUUCCGCAUCUCCGUUCCCACUCCAUCCGAUUCUGUGGUGGAGGCAGCUGCAAGGUCACUGCGUUUGAUCUUCCAGUCCACUCAUGUGCUGCCACGUGGCAGCACUGCUGCAGGCGAUUGGCUUUCCCCUGCCCUCAGCCUGCUGCCGCCCCUACUCGCCUCCCCCAACGAGACAGUCGCAGAGGUGGCAGCGUGUGGGGCAGCGAGUGUGGCAGCGAGUGGGGCAGCGAGUUUGGCAGCGAGUGUGGCAGCGAGUUUGGCAGCACACUGUGGCAGCCAGUGUGCCAGCACACUGUGUGCACUCGCCACAGCUGCAGGCAGCUAGCAGCGGCAGGUGGGCUGCUGUCGCUCACACGCCUGCUCUCCUCGUCGCCCCGCUGCACCGAUGCUGCUCUGCUCGCCCUCGCAGCAGUUGUCAGGGGCAACCGGCAGCAGGCCGCUGCUCUUGUAGACAUGGGCGGGGGAGCAGCACUGGCGGCGGUGGUGAGUCUGACGCGCCAUCCAUCGCCCGCCACACGGCUCAACGCGUGCCGCUGCCUGCUGCACGUCGAGGCAGCCCUCUGGCCGCACGGCGGUGCCAUCACUGCCGUGCCGCGCUCCUUCCUCCAGCACCCCGCUCCCGCCCUCGCUGCCCUGCCUGCUCCUGCAACCACCGCUGUUCCACCUGCCACCACCGCUACUGCCCCUGUCUGUGCUGCUGGCGCCCCAUCCCCUGCCACAGCAGCUGCAGCAGCGGCUGCGAGGGGGAGGGUUGAGCGGGUUGCACGCAGCAGCGGCAGCGGCAGCGCAAGCAUUGCCAGUGAUGGGAAUGGGAGGGCGGGUGGGCGUGGGGGUGGAGUGAAACGGGAUGCAUGGGGCGGGUUGAAGGCAGGCGGGAUGACCAAGGGCGAUCGGAGCACGUGGUUGCGACAGCAAGGGCACGAGCAGGCGGCGUGUGGGCGGGAGAGUGAAGAGGGGCGGGCACAGCAUGUGGUGUGUGGGGCACUUUUGUCCCCUCGCACAGGGGCCCACGCGCCUGCCACCGCGCCCACACCUGCUACUGCUGCCAGUGGCGAGAAGCUGAUGCGUGUGGGGGUGGGCGUGGGCAUGGGAGUGGGCGCGGGGGCGGCAGCGGCGGUGGAUGUGAACGUGGCGGCGGUGGUGCUGGUGGCGCUCAUCAACCUGCUGCCUCUUCCUGACCAGGUCAGCCCCUCUCUGCUCUGCACCUCCGCACUCUGCUCACGCCGCCUCCGUUCCUUGUUGCUCCUCCAUACCGUUUACACCUCCUUCCCUUUGACGCGCCUCCAUCCACCAUUCCUGCCGUUCCCCUGGUACGCUCACCAUUUGGAAUGCUCUCCAGCUGUCCUUCAUUUCUGCAACCUCUCCUUCCCCUCUGCAAACCCCUCCCAAUGCCCCCUGCAAGCAAGCCCUCUUCUCUUCCCUGUCUUCCUCCCCCCUCCCCUCUCCCCACCAGGUGGGCGAGCAGGCGCCAAGGCUACUGCAGCAGCUGCUGGGCGGCAGGGAGGACGUGCAGUGGGCGGCCUUCAACGCCCAUGCGGCCUCUGA